AUGCAAGCUAUAAUUACAUGUUUAAUUAUAAAAGGUUAUAUGUAUAUUUAUUUUUAUCUUAUUGCUUUUAUACUAAAGUCUUUUCGCAUGAUUUCCUUCAAUUUCAUACAUUAUACUUUUUUGCACAUUUAUUUCUGUUUCAUCAUUAAAAAUGAACAUUUUUUGCGAAGUGUAAUUAAUACAUUAUAAUGUCGUCCUGUGUGCUAUCUAGCUUAUUAUAACUAGCGUGUACAAGUCAUAAAUUAUUUGUUAGGAUAUUUAUUUAAAAAAAAAGACAGCUACAAGAUGGAAGAAGAACGAGGAAAUGUAGAAGUUUCAACAAAGGUUACAGAGCCAUUACUCGGUGUACCAAACCCAAGAGCCCUACAACAAACUGUUCCUUCUGUACCUGGUCAAUCAAAAUAUAUACAACUGCUUAAUGUCAUAGAAGAACUUGGCCACGAGGUUAGACCUACCUAUGCUGGCAGUCGUACUUCUAUAGAAAAAAUUAAGCGUGGUAUUGUACAUGCACGUAUCUUAGUUAGGGAAUGUUUAGUUGAAACUGAGAAAAGUGCUCGUCAGUGA
Messenger RNA from Heterotrigona itama, 564 nucleotides. The record is from the annotation of a GenBank genome assembly. Lineage: Eukaryota; Metazoa; Arthropoda; Insecta; Hymenoptera; Apidae.